UGCCUUGUGGGAAAUGUAGUUCGAUAGCCACCCCCCAAUGUUCUUUCAACAUUUUGGUGACGUUUGUGCAACGUGAUAUCGUUCGCUGGUUUUUACUUUAGCUCAACUUCCGCUUGUUCUCUGUAGUGAUAGAGCAAAGAAACGUUGCCAAAACGUUUUAUAAAGGCUUUCGGAAACGUUUCAUCGGCUCACAGUUUGGAAAAACUUAAAUGGAGCACGGUAACGGGGAUAACCCCGACUGGCCGAUGCAACGACGAGUGGAGGGUUUUGUAAACAAACAUAUGGCAGACAUUGCUCGAGAAGCCCUCCAGCAGAGGCUGACUGCUGUGUCAGAUGAGAUGCACAAUCUGGCCGAACGUGUUUCCAGACGAUCAGGGGAAGAGUUCAAAGACGACCCGCGGCAAGGGGACGUGAGCUUCGGUGUACAGCCGCCACUCUGCUCCGCCUGUAGCUCCGGAGCCGCAGACAAGUUACUCUCUGCCCCAUCCACAGAGACAGCUGCUCAGCGGAAGAUCAUCGGCCUACUAGUGGAGAUUCAAGAGGAGCAGCAGCGACAGUGGGCAGUGCUGAGGGAUCUUCAGGCCCGCCUGCAGGGUCCGGCCGGCUACGAGGAAGAGGAUGUUGAGGCCCUGGAUAUGGAUCUCCCCCUGAGGACCCUGGAGCAGCUGGAUGACAUGGAGAGGCAGCUGGAUGAUGCAGGAAUACAGAAGAGAAUGGUGUCUUACCUGUCCCGGAUGGGCGGAGCUACGGUUGAAGAUGCAGUGAGACGCCUUAUGCAGGCUGUGCUUUCAUUCGCUGUGGGUUCUGAGCUUAACUGGGUGGGCCGCGGACAGAAGAGAAGCUUCAGGAACACUCGCCUCCAAGGGGUCCUCUUCUGCGCUCUGAAACGAACACCGGUGGGUAAGGAGGCCACACAUCACCAGUACGCUGACGUGGUGAAGAAAUGGCUGCGGUUUGCUCCCUUCAGACAGGGAGGGACCGGCCGUCGCUGCUACAAAGCUCCUGUGGAGUUUCCAGAUUCUGAGGAAGCUGACUGAGUUUUAACCAGAGCUGACCAAACUGACAUUCAUGGUAUCCCAAGAUACCUAAACAUGAGGGUUUCCAUUCUGAGACAAGAUAUCCACAUGUAAAAAUAAAAAAAAAACACACAUGCAUGAAAAUAUUUCUGUUAUGAUAGCAAUUUAAUUAUUAUGUCUUAAGACCCCUGCACACUGUACACUUUUGUAUUUUUCCUCUUCCUGCUAAAAGUGCAAAUGUCCUUUUUAAAGACGCGAAUGAGAAGACAUUUUCUUCAUUUCAGUGAGCUUUGUUAGAGAAGAAAGAUGGCAGUGAUACGUCUUACAGAACUUUUUUUAAAUAUUGGUCAGUGCACAUCAGUCUCAUUUGUUUAUAAAUGAAUGUAUAGUGUAUGAUUUUAUUUUUUUCUUGUAUGUUAAAGCAUCGUAACGAACGAAAAUAUGUGAGCGUUUGUACAGUGGGUGUUCACAGUUUAUACUGUAGGGGGCAACCAAAUCAAAACAUUUGUCUUAAAGUUAAGAAGAGGUUUUUUCUGUCAUCUCCUGCCUUAAAUGUAUAAUAUGUAGUAGGUACCACUCAGAGAGAAAGAGAGAGCAGCGGUGGUCGAGUGAGCUAGAGAGUAAUUGAAGAGAGGGAGCACUGAACAAAGCAGUGAAUUGAAGGAUUGCAUUUUAUUUUAUAA
Molecule: messenger RNA, 1699 nt
Organism: Perca flavescens (yellow perch)
Lineage: Eukaryota; Metazoa; Chordata; Actinopteri; Perciformes; Percidae
Exons: 4
Coding region: 210-1037 (275 amino acids)
Source: RefSeq, a predicted model, not a curated record